Messenger RNA from Melampsora larici-populina 98AG31, 435 nucleotides. RefSeq lists its product as uncharacterized. The record is from RefSeq and is a predicted model, not a curated record. The transcript has 4 exons. Lineage: Eukaryota; Fungi; Basidiomycota; Pucciniomycetes; Pucciniales; Melampsoraceae. The coding region runs from base 1 to 435 and encodes 144 amino acids.
AUGCGUCAUGAAAAGAUCAAAGGGAGGCUUGCCUGUAUCAAAAUGGGACGUAAAAGUGAUUCACAACCUGCAACUCCCCUCCCAAUAGGGUUGCCGGUGCUCAACACCGGUAAUCCCUGGGAAAUUUUUUCAAAUGUGACGUUAGAAAACAGGCAAAAGCUAGAACCUAACGAUUUUGUACUUCUCACAUCCAAUGGAAUUAUAGCUCAAGUGCAAUCGAUUUGGAAGGUGGAGAAUGAUGCACCUGUGCAGUCUGUAUUACUUCUCAAAAAAUGCCUACCGGGGAGUAUGAUAGUUCAUUACGCUAUGAGAGAGAUACUGGUAACGGAUGAAGUGGUAUGUAAAAGUGUGAAGAAAUUAUCGAUUUCAAUACAAAGUAAGAAUCAGAUUGAACCUUUUUGGAAACAUUACACUGUUGUGCCUACUGUUAUAUAA